AAGACAACAGUUCCAAGCCAGAGGCUGUCCUAAAUACUAAGGCUGAAAUGUGCAGCUUCCUCCCCAUUCACUCUUACUCUUUUGAUCUGAAGAUUUUCUUAUAAACUAAUAAGCAUCAGGCUUAGAAAAAGAAAAGAAAGAAAAAAAGGAAAAGAAACCACAAAUGACUCAUCGCUACCAAUAAUAACCUUCUAUCACAGAGAAGACUUCACUUUUCAGCAUUUGUCUACAGUGCAAAGAGGGGGGAAGAUAUCAAACUACAAAUGAAAGCUGUUUACAACUUGAGCUCCUCCAGAACUGAUAUCAACUGCACCAGCGACAACCAAUUCAGUAAAGUUCUGUUCCCCGUGCUCUAUACAGUUCUGUUUCUUGUGGGCAUUGUCAUGAAUGGCCUGGCAAUGUGGGUUUUUUUCCAAAUCCCCAGUAAAUCUAAUUUCAUCAUCUUCCUUAAGAAUACAGUAAUUUCGGAUAUCUUCAUGAUCCUGACCUUUCCAUUCAAAAUUCUUAGCGAUGCAAAACUGGCACCUUGGAGAUUGAGGGGAUUUGUCUGUCGGGUGUCCCAAGUCAUAUUUUACUUCACCAUGUAUAUCAGCAUUUUGUUUCUGGGUCUAAUAACUAUUGAUCGCUACCAGAAAACUGUCACACCAUUUAAAACAUCAAACAACCUUCUUGCCACGAAGAUUCUGUCUGUGGUCAUUUGGAUAGCAAUGUUUGCUCUCUCCCUGCCUAACAUGAUUUUGACAAAUAAGGAACAGACACGUGAAAAAGUGAAGAAAUGCGCUCUCUUGAAAUCUGAUUUUGGGUUAACAUGGCAUGAAAUUGUGAACUACAUCUGCCAAUUAAUCUUCUGGGUUAAUUUGAUUAUCAUAGUGGUAUGUUACAUGCUCAUAAGUAAAGAACUGUACAAAUCAUAUAAGAGAACAAAAUGCACAGGGAAAGUUUCUAGAAAGACAGUAAAUUUGAAAGUUUUUAUUAUUAUUGCAGUGUUCUUUAUUUGUUUUGUUCCAUUCCAUUUUACCAGAAUCCCCUACACCUUGAGUCAAACAAGAGAUGUUUUUGAAUGCUCUGCUCAAAACGCAUUGUUUUAUAUGAAAGAGAGCACCCUCUGGUUAACAUCUCUAAAUGCCUGCUUAGAUCCAUUUAUCUAUUUUUUCCUUUGCAAAUCUUUCAGAAAAUCCUUGCUCAAUAUGUUACACAAACAGGUGCCUUCAGAGCUUGGAACAAAAAUUAAAGAGCAUACUGACGGAGAUAGUUCUGAGGAGACUCCAGUGUAGAGCGGAGAUACAUAA
This is a messenger RNA of Alligator mississippiensis (American alligator), 1289 nucleotides long. RefSeq names its product purinergic receptor P2Y12 (gene P2RY12). The transcript is spliced from 2 exons. Lineage: Eukaryota; Metazoa; Chordata; Crocodylia; Alligatoridae. Gene Ontology annotation, biological process: blood coagulation; G protein-coupled receptor signaling pathway. The coding region runs from base 264 to 1274 and encodes 336 amino acids. Gene Ontology annotation, molecular function: G protein-coupled purinergic nucleotide receptor activity. Gene Ontology annotation, cellular component: membrane. The record is from RefSeq and is a predicted model, not a curated record.